GCGGAGACUGAGAGGGAGGAGAGCGAGAGAGGGAGAGAGCUGAGAGCACAGAGCGCUUAGUCCUCGCCGGUCGCUUGGAUCCGACCUCUCGCACACGCAAGCAAGUUUCAACUCUCCUCGUUACACACAGCUGGAGUCGGCGACGGGCGUCCGGGAAGCUGACAGCUCUACCCUUCCCGCUCACGCAAACCUCCCCGUGGAUUACACCGGAGGGCCGCCCGACCUAUUGCGGAUUUACCGGAGCACAGUCCGCAGUUUCCCAGCCCCGCUCGCUGCGGCACCCGCAGAAUUCAGGAUGCGUCUCCUGUCCACGCGUCUGAGCUACCUAUGCCUGCAGUUACUCGCCUUCUGCUUUCAAGCGCAGGUAACCUAUCAGUCACCGCCUAAUUUUACACAGCACGUCAGGGAACAAACCAGGCAGACGGACCGCCUCAGCAGGAAGCUAAUCCGUAUUUACCAACUCUACAGCCGCACUAGCGGCAAACACGUCCAGGUGCUGGGCAAGAGGAUCAACGCCAAGGCGGAGGACGGCGACAAGUACGCUAAACUGAUCGUAGAGACGGACACGUUCGGAAGCAGAGUCCGCAUCAAAGGUGCCGAGUCUGGGUUUUACAUUUGCAUGAACAAGCGAGGAAAGCUGAUCGGAAAGCGAAGUGGGAAGAGCAAGGAUUGUGUUUUCACCGAGAUUGUCCUGGAGAAUAACUACACGGCAUUGCAGAACGCCAAGUACGAAGGCUGGUUCAUGGGCUUCACCCGCAAAGGAAGACCCAGGAAAGGGUCGAAGACCCGGCAGCAUCAGAGGGAGGUGCACUUCAUGAAGAGGUUGCCCAAGGGCCACCUGUCCACGCAAGACAACCACAGACACUUUGAGUUCAUCAACUACCCAUUCUCCACCAGGACUAAACGCACCCGACACUCCAGGCCUCGAUAGAAGCAGCCACCCACCUCGACCAUAACCUCGCUCCAAUAAUUACAACCAACAAUACAGGACUUUAGCCCCUUUUUUAAAAGAUAAAUGAACAAGAGGCUUUAUUUUUCUACGCCACGCGACCCAAUGUGACCUGACGAGCGGGUGGUUGGUAAAAAGAAUUCAGCAAGGAAAGGACUGGGGCACAAAUUGGAUUCUGAUAGGGGUAAAAGAAACUCUUUGGACUCCGAGCCAUCAGCCCAAGCUGCUCCAUGUUCACCUGAGUUAGGAUAAUGGUGUAUGUAUAUAAUGAGUUAAUUAGACAUUGGAAGGAGAAGAGCAAAAGAGAGAUUGCUCACAUUCUCUUCGGAUGCUGUUUUGGGAACUCUUAAGAUUGACAUCCAGGGGAGUGAAACGCCAAGAAUCUACCAGAGCGCAGGUCAUUCUCCACCUAACACUCUCCCUGGAUGCUGCUAUCAGUCAUUCACUGUGCAACCCCAUCUACUGAAUCUCAGCAGAGAUCAGGUGCAGCAAAGGAUUACAGUCCCACCUGACUUUUUCUUCUUGAUACUCUCUUCAUUUUCUUUAUUACCUAUUUUUUUCCCCAGUAAAACACUGUAUCACUGCCAAGAGACUGGCACCAUUUUUAUAUUCUUUUUUUUUUUUUGAAGAAUUGUGUAAGAUAUUUUUUAAUGGUGAGAAUAUUUAUUUAGUAACUGUAUUAAAUUUGUACUAGUUUACAGAAAGCAA
Molecule: messenger RNA, 1657 nt
Organism: Amblyraja radiata (thorny skate)
Lineage: Eukaryota; Metazoa; Chordata; Chondrichthyes; Rajiformes; Rajidae
Product: fibroblast growth factor 8
Exons: 5
Coding region: 296-931 (211 amino acids)
Molecular function (GO): growth factor activity
Source: RefSeq, a predicted model, not a curated record